AGUUUUUGUUUUUGUUGUGGAGCUUGAUGAAAUUAAUGAAAAUUAAAUAGCAAAAAACUGUGUGAAAAUUGAUAAAACUACAAGGAAAAAUCAAAAUAAAUUGAGCUCAAAGCGGCGUAAACAAAAACUCUGCCACGCAUAACUUCAAAGUCUUCAAAAAAGGAACGGAAAUUUUUGCAACAAAGGAAAAGCUCAUAUGAAUAAUGGGAAAUAAAUAUACAUAAAACCUAAAAGGCCGAUCCAACGCCGUGUGUUUAUUUGUGUUAGUGUUUAACUUAAAGACAAUUUAAUUUUGUACCGUCAAAACUAAGCAAAGAAAAAAGAAAAAGAAACGGGACUCGCUUUACUCUCUAUAGAAGAAUAAGAGACAAUAAGAGACAAUCGAUAGAAGAAACAAAAAUUUAUUUGGUGUCCUCCAGUGUUUUGUUUUUGUGGCAUGUUAAGUGUGUUCGAUGCCGUUGCGGUUAAGUGUCGUCUAUGGCCGAAUCCGUUAAAAGUCAAUCGCUCUCUGCAUUGACGGAGGGGCAGCAAGACGACGGUACUACAACAACAACAACCACAACAUCAACAACACUUCAAUCCUCCCGACGCAAUCACUACAACAAUAACAACAAUAAUAAUAAUAAUAACAACAACAAUAGCAGCAGUAAAAAUCACAAUAAUAAAAUCCGUAAACGCAAUACGGGAACGUCCACCACCAGCACAACAACAGCAACACUAGCAACUGCUACAGCUGUCAGCUCCUCCGUCAACGCCGUCACAGCCGCCGCAAUACGUCCAUCGCGCAGCAGCAGCAACAGCAACCAAGGACAUAAUUUAUCAUCCGCUACAACGUCAACCGCCUACCCCUUAGCCGGUAAUAAAGAAACGCAAAACUCUCGUCGUAAAUUUCGUGCGACCAAUUCGCGUUCCCCUGUCACAACCACAACAACAACUGCAUCCACGCCCAAAAAUAUAAACGAUUCUUCAACAACUGCUGCAACAAGAAUAUCGCCCAGCAAUCAAAGGAAACGUCAACAUCAGCAACAGCAACCAAACAACAAUCAAUCAGCACCCGGUGGUGACCAAUUGGUUGAGCCCUUAGGCUCCCCUUCGAAGAAGCGUCGUUUGCAGCCGCCCGGCGGUGAGAUAGUGCAACCGGGAUCACUUACGGUUACACCACAACAACAGCAACAACGUACACCGGCUGCAGCAGCUCCAGCAACAUCUUCGUCUGCCGGGGAUUGUGUGGCUCAACGCACCCGCUCCAAGACUGUUUCCCCUGAAGAAUUACCAAGCACAAGCAGCGCUGCAGCAGCAGCGGAAUCCCGUCAAAUUCGUGGAGGCGGCGGCGGUAGUGGUGCUGCUGCCACAAGCAGGCGCAAGGCAGGCGGCGGAAGCAGUGGCUCUCAGGAGUUGAGCAGUACAACAACACCUCAGCGUGGUACAACUGCUGCGACUGCUAAUGCUCGAUGUAAUUUAUUGAAUUAUUAUCGCAAAACGCGUAAAGUAAGUCAUACCAGAAGCACAUCAACCACGAAGCAAACACAGAAGGGUCAACAGUUAUCGAACGAGGAGUCCUCCUCGUCAUCAUUGUCGUUAUUAUCAUUGGUGGCAGCGACAAGUGAGGCACAGGCAGCCCGCCUUCAGGCCAGUCGUUCGGCAGUGAUAGCCGCCGCUGCGGCCAUAGACGCAGCUGCAGCAGCCGUUUCAUUGAAUAAGAUUGGGAAACAUCGCAAAAAUCUACGGAAUCAGUCACAGCAAACACUAGAAGCGGCAGCUGAAGCUGACGAAAAUUUGGAGGAUCAGGGGCAAGAUUACGACGCACAAACAGAACAAGAAGUACCAGCAGCAGGAACAGCAACAGCAUCAUCAGAUACCUUAUCUGCCAACUCCAGUAAUACAGCUGAGUUGAAUUCGCAUCAGUUCCAAACAGAGUCUGUUCCUAACAACAACAACUCAGAGGAACAAGACGACGACGAAGACGAGGACGACGACGAGGAGGAGGAAGAGGAAGAAUAUCAGCAAGACGACGACGUACGUCAGCAGGUUGUUGGCGAUUUUUACGAAAUUGUCCAUUCUGCGGAUUCAUCAUACGAGGAAGACGCACAAAUUGUUGCCGAAGAAGACGAGAUAACUGAGGAAGAAGACGACGAGGAGGACGACGACGAAGAAGACGAGGACGAUAUUGAAGAAGACGAAGACAUCGAAGAUCUAUCCGAGGGUGAAUUUGCUCAGCAACUAAUCGGUGAACUUGGGGCAGGACCAGGGCCGCCAUUAUAUCAACAACAGCAGCAGCAACAACCACCGCCACCUCCCCCACAAUUGGCCCGUUACGGCACGACAGCAGCAGCCACAUUUGUACCACCUACGCAACAGCAACAACAUUUGCAACAACAACACUCUUCACUGCGUCGCAGUUCACGUGGCAAGACGGGUUCUUGUGUGAGUUCAGCAGCAGCAGCAGCAGCGGCAGCCGCCCAACAGCAGCAGCAGCAGCAGCAACAACAACACCAACAUCAAGCUGCUGCUGCUGUACAACAACAUCACCAACAACCACACCAACAACCUCAAUUGCUACCUCCACCCGGCACCUAUCAAUAUCAACAAGUGGGCGGUAAUACUGUUGUUGUGGCUGUACGACAUCAACAACAGUUGCAGCAACAGCAGCAAUUGGCCUUGCAACAUCAACAGCAGCAGCAGCAACGUGCUACAAUUGUGCAACCCGGUUUUCUAUUCAGCUAUCGUAGCAAUCAUCCUCAGCAGCAGCAACAACAACAACAACAGCAUCAGCAACAGCAGCCGCCCAAUCUGCAGCAAGCUCCUAAAGUGUCCCAAAGCAGUGCAGCUUCGGAUGCUUUAACAUAUAGUUUGAUGGCACAACAACCGCCAAAUGGACCGCCGCAUGCAGGUGGACAGCAAAUGACGACAGGUGCCAACUCUGCUAAUCUCAGCAUUGUAGCCGCUGCCUUAAGUGCAGCCCGUGAAGUCGGUGGAACAGGAAUUGUUGGAUCAUCGACAGUAGGAGCAGCAGCAGGAUCACAAGGAGUAGCGACGGGAGCAUCGGCACCAGGUGGUGGUGCAUCAGCAGCAACUGCUGCAAUCGGAACGGGAUCAGGAGUGGUAUCAGGAGUGGGAGUUGGUGGUGGCAACACCAACAAUAGCAGCAGCGCCGUGGGCGCCAAUCAAAGCAACAACACAGGAGCAGCAGGAGCCAGUGCUAGCAACAAUGUGACAACAGGAGCAGGAGCAGCAGCUGUGGGUGGAGGACCACCCGGAAGCGGUGGAGCUGGUGGUGCUGCCGAUUCGGAGAGUGAUGACAGUGAGGUAGGCCGUUUGCAGGCUUUGUUAGAGGCUCGUGGAUUGCCACCGCAUCUAUUUGGAGCUUUGGGCCCGCGUAUGACACAUAUACUUCAUCGCACCAUUGGCAAUAGCAGCAGUUCCAAGGCUAAUCAACUCCUCCAGGGACUGCAAUCCCAUGAUGAGUCCCAACAAUUGCAGGCAGCCAUCGAGAUGUGCCAAAUGCUGGUCAUGGGCAAUGAAGAUACCCUAGCCGGCUUCCCUAUUAAGCAAGUGGUGCCGGCCCUGAUCCAAUUGUUGCGCAUGGAGCACAAUUUUGAUAUUAUGAACAAUGCUUGUCGUGCCCUAGCCUAUAUGCUCGAAGCCCUGCCACGGUCAUCAGGCACUGUGGUCGAGGCGGUGCCCGUAUUUCUGGAGAAACUUCAGGUGAUCCAAUGCAUGGAUGUGGCCGAACAGAGUUUAACCGCCCUGGAGAUACUCUCCCGUCGUCACAACAAGGCCAUACUUCAAGCAAAUGGUAUAUCAGCAUGCCUUACAUAUUUGGAUUUCUUCUCGAUUGUAGCACAACGUGCUGCAUUGGCCAUAACUGCCAAUUGCUGUCUUAAUAUGCAUUCGGAGGAAUUCCAUUUCGUAUCGGAGAGUUUGCCUCUACUUGCUCGGCUGCUUUCCCAACAGGAUAAAAAAUGUGUCGAGAGCGUCUGUUCGGCUUUUUGCCGUCUCGUCGAAAGUUUCCAACACGAUGGCAAACGUCUGCAGCAAAUUGCCAGUCCGGAUCUAUUAAAGAACUGCCAACAACUGUUGCUUGUUACCCCGGCCAUAUUGAAUACCGGAACAUUUACGGCUGUUGUACGUAUGCUCAGCUUAAUGUGCGGCAGUUGUCCAGAUUUGGCCAUUUCUCUGCUGCGCAAUGAUAUAGCAGCCACCUUGCUCUAUUUGUUAACCGGAAAUGCUGAACCAGCGGCCGCCAGUUCUAAUCAUGUUGAGCUCAUAGCCCGAUCCCCAUCGGAACUAUAUGAAUUGACUUGUCUCAUUGGUGAACUGAUGCCCAGACUGCCUUUGGAUGACAUCUUCACAGUCGACUCUCUGUUGGAUCGUCCCACUUUGAAUACCCAAGAUCAGGUGCAAUGGCAAUGGCGAGAUGAUCGGGGGGCAUGGCAUAAUUAUUCAACGAUCGAUUCACGUUUAAUUGAGGCUGCCCAUCAGAGUAGCGAAGAUGAGAUAAGUUUGAGUACCUUGGGAAGGACAUACACGGUAGAUUUUCAUGCCAUGCAACAGAUUAAUGAAGAUACAGGAACCACAAGGCCAGUUCAACGCAAAUUGAAUCCAAAUUAUGUGGCUCCAACAACAGCAGCUGGUGGACAGGACUUGACAACAGGUGGAGGUGCAUCCACAUCUGCUGCAGCAGCUGCUGCCGCCGCCGCGGCCGCAAACAAUAAUAAUAAUAAUCCAACGGGAACCACUAACACUACCACCUCUACCCCAUCAUCGGCAACGGCAACUUUAUCCAAGCGUCGUCCUUCAUUAGAUGCUCGCAUUGCCUGCCUGAAGGAGGAGCGCGGCUUGGCUGCUGAUUUCAUCAAGCAUAUUUUCAACGUCUUGUACGAAGUCUACAGUUCAUCGGCUGGUCCCAAUGUCCGUUACAAAUGCCUGCGGGCCCUUCUACGCAUGGUUUACUAUGCCACACCGGAGCUACUGCGUCAGGUAUUGAAAUAUCAAUUGGUGUCCAGUCACAUUGCCGGCAUGUUGGGAAGCAAUGACUUGCGCAUUGUGGUUGGAGCUCUUCAAAUGGCUGAGAUUUUAAUGCGUCAAUUGCCGGAUGUAUUUGGCACACAUUUCCGACGCGAGGGUGUCAUCUAUCAGUUCACUCAAUUGACCGAUCCGAAUAAUCCCAUUUGCUCGCAACCGUCGCCCAAACCAACAUUAAGUACAACAGGAACGCCCACGGCCAACGCUGGGGGAUCGCAAUCAGCACCGGCUUCGGCGAAUAGUUUGCAAGUGAAUCCCUUCUUCAUGGACAGUAAUCCACCCUUGCCAGGAGGCGGAUCAGCAAGUGCUUCGACCACACCCAGCAGUUCCAAGCAUCAAUCGUAUACGGUGAAGAGUUUCUCACACGCCAUGAAUGCUUUGACAGCAAGUGUCAAGUCAACGCCAUUGGAAGUAUCUUCUGGAGGAGGAGCAGCUGCUGCAGCUGGUAGUGGAGGCUUCAAUUAUAGUAGUUCAGCCCCGUCCGGAUCCUCUUCGGCGUCAUCAGCCCCAGCUGCCGUCUUCUUUCACGGUGAUCCACGCCAACAGCAGCAGACGCAACAGCCACAAUAUGUGCACUUUCAGCAACCAGCCGCCCCACCGCCGCCGCCACAGCUAUUGGAUCCGCAGCAGCAGCAGCAACAACAGCAACAGCCGCAGGUGGUGCCUCAAGUGAUCUAUACCAGUCCCGGGUCCAGCAAUUACCAAUCCAAUCAUUUAGUGGUAGCCUCCACAAGUAGCGCUGCUGCCACCAAUACUAGCCAUAAUUCAUCUGCCUCUUCGUCGUCAUCAUCUUCGGCAUCCGCCUUGCAGCACAAAAUGACAGACAUGCUCAAGCGUAAGGUCCCACCGAAACGCAAAUCCCAGAGCAGUGGACGUGCUAAAUCUCGUCAAGAAGAUCCACCAGUGGCGACAUCUGCAGCCGGCGGAAAUCCACCACCAACAUCAGCCAUGCAUGAGCUUUUAAGUCGUGCUACCAGUUUAGGAAGCAGCAGCUCCGGAGGCGGUGGACGCAAUACACCAAGCUCUGGUGGCAGUGGUUCUAGUAAAUCUCGUUUCAAUGCUGGCAAUGCCAAUUCUAGUGCCGGUUCAAGUAAAUCUUCAUUUUUGGCUUCACUUAAUCCGGCUCGUUGGGGUCGCCAGACAAAUCAUCAUUAUCACCAGCAGCAGCAGCAGCAACAGCAGCAUCAUCAGCAACAACAGCAGCAACAGCAGCAACAACAAUCGCAACAGCAGCUGCAGCAACAACAACAUGGACUGAGCAAAGAUGCCGCUGGACUGGCAUACGUGCCCACAGGUGGUAAUGGUGGCAUGAAUGCCGCUGCUGUCGCUGCCAGCAUAAGUAAAAGCAUUUCACAUGCCAAUCUCUUGGCUGCGGCCAAUCGGGAACGGGCCCGUCAAUGGGUGCGCGAGCAGGCAGUGGAUUUCGUCAAACGAUAUACCGAACAGGAGACAAGACGCAGCAAGGGAUCAUUAAACGCAUCAGACAGUAGUUCAUCGUGUAAUGCCGCCUCAUCAUCUGCCGCAAGUGAUGGCAAUGGUAGCCAUCAUUUUUCUUCUGCCGGCAGUACAAACGUAUUGGAACGUUUAUCGAGUAUUUUACUUAAAUUAAAUGGCAGCUAUCAUGAUUGUCUCGACGCGCUGCUCGAAUUAAAGACCAUUCUGCUGGAGAGCGAUAUUUCACCAUUUGAGGUAAACCAUUCGGGACUAAUCAAGGCCAUGCUGAAUUAUAUGACCAGUGAAACGGGUCUGGUGGAGCGGGACGCACGUCUACGCAGUUUCAUGCAUGUUUUCGCUGGAUUACCUCUGGAACCAUUGCUUCAGAAUGUGGGCCAAUUGCCAAGCAUCGAGCCAAUUGCCUUCGCAGCAUUUGUGGCCAAACUAAACGGCUGCGUGACGCAGUUGGAGCAAUUUCCCGUCAAGGUGCAUGAUUUCCCAGCUGGCCCUGGAGGCAGAUCCAAUCAGAGUGCAUUGCGUUUCUUUAACACACAUCAGCUGAAGUGUAAUCUACAGCGUCAUCCUCAGUGCAGUAAUCUGCGUCAAUGGAAAGGAGGCACUGUUAAAAUUGAUCCCCUCGCCAUGGUGCAAGCUAUCGAACGUUAUUUGGUUGUACGUGGCUAUGGAGGCAUAAGAGCUGAUUCCGAUGAUGACAGUGAAGAAGAUAUGGAUGACAAUGUGGCCGCUGUGGUCAUGACACAGGCUGGUUUCAAGCACAAGUUGCAAUUCCUGAUAGGGGAACAUGUUUUGCCAUACAAUAUGACGGUUUAUCAAGCAGUCAAACAAUUUUCGCCUCUUGUUAAUGAGCAACCCGAGACUGAUAAUGAAUCGGAGACAUUGCUGGGCAAUCCUAGCAUCUGGGCACAACAACAUACCAUAUACUAUAGGCCAGUUGAUGAGGAGACUGGCGGAAAUACAGGAGGAGCAGCCACCUCGAGUACAAGCUCUUGCAGUAGCGGUGGAGUUCAACAACAGAAGCUAUCAAACAAUUCUGGUGGUUCUACGUCCGGUGCGGCUACCUCGUCGUCUUGUUCAUCAGGAGCCAGUGGCUCCUCAUCGUCAUCGUCCACAUCGAAGAAGGCCCACAAAUCGAGCAGUAAAUUUAUGCGCAAGAAAACUGAACUAUGGCACGAGGGCAUUGCUCCUAGUGUUAUGUCUGCUCUUAAGCCAUUCCUGAGUAGCACCUUGCCGGGAGAUGUGGUAACCGUGCAGGACGCCUCAUUGGAUGCUCUGUGUAUGCUGCGUGUCAUACACGCUCUCAAUCGCCACUGGGAACAUCUGUAUGGCUGUGUGGUCAGGCAGAAUAUUAUUCCACAAAUGGAAUUCGUUCAUCCGAAGAUCACGGCCAAGGCAAAUCGGCAAUUGCAGGAUCCUUUGGUCAUUAUGACUGGCAAUUUGCCGCAAUGGUUACCCCAGAUUGGCAUGGCCUGUCCAUUCCUAUUCCCUUUCGAGACACGUCAUUUGCUGUUCUAUGCCACCAGUUUUGAUCGAGAUCGUGCUCUGCAACGUCUAUUGGACACAACACCGGAUCUGAAUGCUGCCGAGUCCUCGGAACGUGUGGCCCCGCGCCUUGAUCGUCGUAAGCGGGCAAUUUCUCGUGCUGAUAUCUUAAAGCAGGCUGAGCAUAUUCUUCAAGACUUUGGCCAUUCAAAGGCCUUGCUAGAAAUCCAAUAUGAGAAUGAAGUCGGCACCGGAUUGGGACCAACUUUGGAAUUCUAUGCUCUGGUCUCGGCCGAAUUACAGCGUACCGACUUGGGUCUGUGGAAUGGCAGUGAUAGUUAUCGCCAGAACUCUGUUACCGUCGUAGAUGUGAUUAAAUCAAAUAGUGCUAUACUCCAUAUAGAAGAUGCCGUUGAAGUGUCAGCGUCCACCAUUGAGCAGCAACAGGGAACAACUGUUGUAGUAAGCAGUACUACGACUACUACUUCAUCAACUCCAACAACGCAACAUCAUCUUACCCGCUCCACUAGUCGAUCUCAUGCCCUACGCAGUGGAGCUGGUGGCCAGCAGCAACAGUAUCAGCAUGGGGAGCACAGCUCCUCCAGUGCUAGCUCGAACGAGAAUGCUUUAAAUAUGAUUAUAGCACAGCAAUUUAGUGAUAUGUCUGGUGGUCAGCAGCAACAACAGGGCGAAACUGUUCCGCCGUUGCCGCCGUUAUCUAACCACAACAACCAGCACAACAAUCCCUCAACUGAACCACCAAAUAAUCCUAGCAGCACAACAAAUAAUUUAGAACAGAACAUUACUACAAUCAAUAAUACUUCAACAACAACGACCACCACCAGCUAUGUACAUGCUGCUCAUGGCCUAUUCCCACAGCCAUUGGGCAAAUCCUCAAAGUUGCCACAAAUGACCAAAGCAAAGGCCAAAUUCAAAUUUCUGGGUAAAUUUAUGGCCAAGGCUGUGAUGGACAGUCGUAUGGUGGAUUUGCCAUUUUCAUUGCCCUUUUAUCGCUGGCUGGUAACCGAAGAGCAUUCAAUUGGUCUCGCCGAUUUGUCGCGUGUGGCGCCUGAGGUACAAAAUACACUUGUUCGUUUGCAGGAUGUGGUUCGUCAAAGAGAAUAUAUUUUCGCUGAUCCAAAUAUUGAUGCCAUGGAGAAGACCGAAAAGAUUGAGCAACUGGACUUAGAUGGUUGUCCCAUUGCCGAUUUGGGCUUGGAUUUCGUUCUACCCGGUCAUGCUAAUAUUGAAUUGUGCCGCGGUGGUCGUGAUACUCCAGUGACUAUACAUAAUUUGCAUCAAUAUAUCUCAUUGGUCACAUACUGGUUCCUCAUCGAAGGCGUCCAGAAGCAAUUUGAGUCGCUGCGUGAGGGUUUCGAUUCCGUCUUUCCCAUACAACGUCUACGCAUGUUCUAUCCUGAGGAGCUGGAGUGUGUAUUUUGCGGCUCUGGAGAACAGCAUCAGCGUUGGGAUCUCAAAAUGCUGCAGGACAGCUGCCGUACAGAUCACGGCUUCCAUCAGGAAUCUCAGGCCAUACAAUAUCUAUACGAUAUACUCACCUCCUACAAUCGCGAUGAGCAGCGUGCUUUCUUGCAGUUUGUGACAGGAUCGCCGCGUUUGCCCACAGGUGGCUUUAAAUCCCUAACACCGCCUCUGACCAUUGUGCGUAAAACAUUGGAUGGCAAUCAGAAUCCCAAUGAUUAUCUACCAUCUGUGAUGACCUGUGUCAACUAUUUGAAGUUGCCGGACUACUCAAGUCGUGAUGUGAUGCGGCAGAAACUGAAAGUGGCUGCCAAUGAGGGCAGUAUGUCCUUCCAUUUGUCCUAAACAACACGCCAACAAAAAAACACAUACAUAAACACAAACACACAUGCACACACACCAACGAAAAGGAAGAGAUAACAUAAAUUUAAGAACAGAUACACACAUCCUGAAAACACAAGCUAAGAAAGGAAAUGAGAAAACACUGAAAUCGUUUAGUAAUACUUUAUAUAUAUAUUUAUAUAUAUAUAUGUAUGUAUAUGAAACAGCUUAUAUAUACAUCUAUAUAUAUAUAAAUAAGAUUAGCCUUCCUCUCACUCUUUCCCGUAGCCUACCUUCCUCCUUCCUUUAACCCGCCAUCUCUCACCAUUCACUAUAUAAGAAUCGCUGAAAGUUUGAAUUUGAAUUGAAAUGAACUUUGAGCAGCAGCAACUUUUACUUUAUGUUGUUAACGACAAACCCAAGAUUAUCUUAUCUUUGGAUUUUCUUGCAUUAAUUGCAAUUAAUUACCGCUUACCACUUUUGCCCUCCCUCUCUCUUCCCGCUCCCAUCCCUACUCUUUUUGCGCACACCCCCACACAUGCGCAAGCGCUCAGGCAAUAUAUAUUUUUUAUCAAGGAAAAAAAAAAAGAAAGAAAUGAAUAGAUGAAACAAGAACACUAAGAAAAGGCAGGCCACCGUUUGCAAAAUGUUAUCCUUAAAUAAAUUGAUUAGUAAUUCGAUAAAAAAGCAAAAAAAGAAAACAUAAAAAAAAAUAUAUAUUUAAAUAUAAAAAAAAAAUCCAAGAAAUAUUUUUGUCAUUUUGGUAGAUUUAUAUUAUUUCUUAUUAUAGUUCAAUUACAAUUUAGUUUGCUUCUUUUUGUAUUAA
This is a messenger RNA of Drosophila willistoni, 10588 nucleotides long. RefSeq names its product E3 ubiquitin-protein ligase TRIP12. Gene Ontology annotation, molecular function: ubiquitin protein ligase activity; zinc ion binding. Gene Ontology annotation, cellular component: site of double-strand break; nuclear speck; checkpoint clamp complex. NCBI's taxonomy places the organism in Eukaryota, Metazoa, Arthropoda, Insecta, Diptera, Drosophilidae. The coding region runs from base 478 to 9786 and encodes 3102 amino acids. Gene Ontology annotation, biological process: proteasome-mediated ubiquitin-dependent protein catabolic process; meiotic DNA integrity checkpoint signaling; nucleotide-excision repair. The transcript has 11 exons. The record is from RefSeq and is a predicted model, not a curated record.